AUGGCUUCUAAAGCAUUUUCACUCCUUUUAUUCACUCUCCUCCUCCUUCCUCUUCUUUCUCAUGGAACUUCAAGAAACACCAAUAACAAGAAAUCGUCACCCUUUGAUUUUCUCAAGCAUUUACAAGGAUGUCACAAGGGUGACAAUGUCUCAGGCAUCAAAGUCCUAAAAAGUUACCUUGAACAAUUUGGUUACUUGAACUAUAGCCAUUCCAAAAAGCAAAACCAUGCCAAUGAUGAUGAUUUCGAUGAACCCCUAGAGUCGGCCCUUAAAACUUACCAGCUAAAUUUCCACCUCAACACCACUGGGACUUUGGAUGCCAAAACAGUAUCCAACAUGAUGAUGCCUCGUUGUGGUGUGGCUGAUAUCAUCAAUGGUACAAAUUGGAUGCGUUCAGACAAUAAAAAACAUGACCACAACCAUGGCUCUUUACACACUGUUAGUCACUAUACCUUCUUCCCUAGAAAGCAAAAAUGGCCAGCUUCUAAGUACAGCCUUACCUAUGGAUUUCUCCCUGGCACCCAAACUAGAGCCAUGAGCCCUGUUGCAAAAGCUUUUCAAAAAUGGGCUGCCAACACACACUUCAAAUUCUCGCGAGGUCAAGACGACACAAAGGCAGAUAUCAAAAUUGGUUUCCAAAGUAGGGAUCAUGGAGACGGGUCCCCUUUUGAUGGAACUGGUGGAGUCCUUGCCCAUGCUUUUGCUCCAACUGAUGGAAGAUUCCAUUAUGAUGCUGAUGAAAAAUGGAGUGUGGGAGCUGUUCCUGGUCAAUUUGACUUGGAGACUGUUGCUUUGCAUGAGAUCGGGCACCUUCUUGGGCUCGGACAUAGCAAAGUUCAAGGGGCUAUUAUGUGGCCUAGCAUUUCUCCAGGAGGGACCAAAGGUUUGGACAAAGAUGAUAUCAAUGGAAUUAAAGCCUUAUAUAAUGUUUAA
Messenger RNA from Quercus robur (English oak), 933 nucleotides. Its product is annotated as metalloendoproteinase 2-MMP-like. The transcript has a single exon. Gene Ontology annotation, cellular component: extracellular matrix. The record is from RefSeq and is a predicted model, not a curated record. Gene Ontology annotation, biological process: collagen catabolic process; extracellular matrix organization; proteolysis. The coding region runs from base 1 to 933 and encodes 310 amino acids. Lineage: Eukaryota; Viridiplantae; Streptophyta; Magnoliopsida; Fagales; Fagaceae. Gene Ontology annotation, molecular function: metalloendopeptidase activity; zinc ion binding.